Messenger RNA from Brachypodium distachyon (stiff brome), 1449 nucleotides. Its product is annotated as homeobox-leucine zipper protein HOX6. The transcript is spliced from 2 exons. Gene Ontology annotation, biological process: positive regulation of DNA-templated transcription. Gene Ontology annotation, molecular function: sequence-specific DNA binding; DNA-binding transcription factor activity, RNA polymerase II-specific. Gene Ontology annotation, cellular component: nucleus. The coding region runs from base 335 to 1066 and encodes 243 amino acids. NCBI's taxonomy places the organism in Eukaryota, Viridiplantae, Streptophyta, Magnoliopsida, Poales, Poaceae. The record is from RefSeq and is a predicted model, not a curated record.
ACGCCCUGCCCCGCGCGCGACAGCGACGCCGGGGAGCGGAGGCAGGCGGGGCCGCGGCCUCUAGCCUACAGCUACAGCUAUACUAGACCCAAGGAAAGAGGCUGCCUACGCAUGCACGCCACCGCGCUCCAUUGGCCACCCCGUUCCCAUCGCGCCGAUCCAUUCCUUGGAUUAAACAACUCGCCAUGCGGGUGCGCGUCCUCCCUCCCUUGAGCUAAGCCUCCGCCGCUUCCGCUGCUAGCUGCCUGCUUCUUCUCCUGCGCAGCCAGCCUUCUACUUCUUCUUCUUCUUCCGCGGCUGGGGAGGAAGAGCAAUCGAAUCGAUCUCGUGAGGCAUGGAAGGCGAGGACGACGGCGGGGACUGGCUGAUGCCUUCGGCCGGCGGCGGCGGCGGCAACAAGGGCGGCGGGAAAGACUGCUGCAACAAGAAGCGGUUCAGCGAGGAGCAGAUCAAGUCGCUGGAGUCCAUGUUCUCGACGCAGGCCAAGCUGGAGCCCCGGCAGAAGCUGCAGCUGGCGCGGGAGCUGGGCCUGCAGCCCCGGCAGGUCGCCAUCUGGUUCCAGAACAAGCGCGCCCGCUGGAAGUCCAAGCAGCUCGAGCGCCAGUACGCCGCACUCCGCGACGACUACGACGCGCUCCUCCUGAGCUACGAAUCACUCAAGAAGGACAAGCUCGCCCUCCUCGACCAGCUGGAGAAGCUGACGGAGAUGCUGCGGGAGCCGGGAGGGGGCAAGUACGGUGGUAAUGCCGGGGAAAGCGCUGGGAUGAAGGAGGAGCUGGUCGUCGAUGACGGCGGGGCCAAGCUCUAUAAUAACUCGGUCUCCGAGCAGGGCUGCAAGCUCUCCCUCUUCGGCGACGACGACGACGCAGGCCUGUUCCUCCGGCCCGCCGCGUCGCAGCCGGCCCACGACGGCGGCGGGUUCACGGCGUCGGGGCCGGCCGAGUACCAGCAGCACUCGUCGUCGUCGUCGUUCCCGUUCCACUCCAGCUGGCCGUCGACCACCACGGAGAACAUGACCACCUGCAGCAGCUCCCAAUGGUGGGAAUUCGAGUCCCUCAGCGAGUGAUCGGCGAUCAUAUAUGCCACGACCCGACCGACGAUCAGCAAGAGAGAUCCAACGACUCGAUCAGAUUACUCAGCGAAGCACUGCCAAAUCCGUGGAAAAGAAGACGCAACCAUGCAAUUCCGUGGAGAAGAAGACGCAAUCGUGUACAUAGCUUAAUUAUCUCUUCCGUAGAUCGAAGCCCCAGCUGGCAAAAAAAAUUCUCCCUUCUCUUCCUCUUUAUUUGUUCGAUUGUUAAUUACUACGUAUAGUACCCCUACCGCACAGUGUAAUCCAGGAACACCUAGACAAAACCAAAACUUAUAGAGAUCGGUCUUCACAUGCAACUGCCUAGCGUGUUCUCUCUUGUUCAUCCGUCAGUGGAGUUCAGUUUCUCUUUGCCAUCA